Molecule: messenger RNA, 768 nt
Organism: Acaulospora colombiana
Lineage: Eukaryota; Fungi; Glomeromycota; Glomeromycetes; Diversisporales; Acaulosporaceae
Source: the annotation of a GenBank genome assembly
AUGGUCAAGGAAGAAACAAAAACUCUUGAACAUAAUGCUGGAUCGAAUCAAAGAAAAAGAUUUAUAUCCAUAGGAAUUAUGAUGUUUGUCGAGGUUGUCCUACCUAUCAUUCUCUACUAUAUUCUCGAAGGACAUUUGCCAACCAUCUGGGCCUUGGUCAUUUCAGGUGUACCUCCGCUUAUCGCGGUUAUCUUUGGCAUUGUUCGUCAUAGACGUGUUGACAUUACCGGUGUACUUGUCAUCUUCAGUUUUGUCAUUGGAGCUGUGGUAGCAACUGUUCAAGGAGAUCCGAAGUUAUAUCUGCUACGCGAAUCGUUUUUCACGGGAGUCAUUGGCCUGGUGUUCCUCAUCACUCUGAUUCCAUUUAAAUUUGGUUCCUUCCAAAUGCGACCCAUUGUAUUCUACCUCGCUAAAGAUAUGCAGACAGGUGGAACUUUUAGUUCGGGCGACAGAACUCAAGCUUCGACUGAUGAAGAAACAAUUGCCGAAAGUUGGGAAAGAUAUUGGGGAUUGUACCCGAAAUUUCGAGAGGGAUUCAUUAUCAUGACAGCAGUCUGGGGUUUGGGAUUACUUUUAGAGGUUGUUUUGCGUGUUAUCAUUAUCUUCGAAACGUCAACGGUCGAUCAGGCUGUUUACAUUGCAGCCAUUGUGACUUAUAGCUGGAUCGCCCUUUUGGUAGUAUUCACCAUUAUUUAUUCAAGAUGGAUGGCUAAGCAAGGCCAAAAAAGACGACUGGAGAUGAUCUCCAGCCAGGAACAACAUGGGUGA